AUGGAGAGCGAGUUCGAUGACAUCAACAACGACAGGCUGUCGGAAGACAUGUACAGCCAGCAAGACGUGGAAAGCAUUCUAGAUGGCUUGAGGGGCUGCGUGAUCACAAACCUUCGUCAGGAGGUAGGAGCGGUGGCAAACAUGAGCGCCCUCUUGAUGAAGCAGAUGCUCGAGGAUGCUGAGCAACAGGCAGCAUCGCUGGCGUUCGACACCAGCACUGUUGAGGAUCAAGCCCUGUUGGAGGAGGUGGAGCGGAUGCGUGUAGACGGAGCGUUCCGUCGCCAAAGUGGCCAGGCCUCUCGCCUGGUCAGCAUAAAGGACGAGCACGCCAGACUGGCAGAGGAGACUCAGACCAUGCAGGCACAGAACGAGGCUCUCCAGGCGCGUGUGGCCGGGCUUCAGCAAGACUGUGCGAUCUUGUUGAGGGAAAGAGACGAAGAGAAAGCCGAGGCCGCAAAUCUCCGACGCAAGCUCAGGUUCAAGGCUCCGGACAAGAGCGAAACGCCCCCCAAGGAGGUGUCGGGGGACAAGGGGGCCGCGGAUGUGGAAGCCGCACGCCAGGAGAUAUCCGCGCUUCAGGCUUUAAAUGAAAGACGACUGAACGAGUCUCCGCAGUUCCAGGAGCUCAAGAAACUUGUCUCCUCCAAGAGUAAACAGGUGGUGUCCUUAAGGAGAAGGCUUUUGCGGUACGAGCCAGACGAUGGCGAUGACGCCAAGCAAGUAGAGGAAGCCGAUAACGUGGUCGCCGAGGGCAAAGAUUGA
This is a messenger RNA of Ectocarpus siliculosus, 762 nucleotides long. Lineage: Eukaryota; Phaeophyceae; Ectocarpales; Ectocarpaceae. The record is from the annotation of a GenBank genome assembly.